AUGUCUGCCCCCAUUGACCGUCAAGAGAUCGACCGCGUGUUGCGAUUGAAACGCAACCAGCGCGAGGCGCGGGCGUGUUAUCCUUGUCGCCAGCGCAAGGUGAAAUGCGAUAACACGGUGCCAUGUCGGACUUGUCGCCGGCGUGGCCAUCCUCAAAUCUGUGUAUAUGAUCAAGAUCUAUCUAGUUCCAAACCGGCUCGGAACGCGAGCCAGCAGCGUCGCUCCACUGCUCCUCAUGAUUUGAGCCGAACCCCAGCUGCCCAGGGGGAACCCGAUCUCGAGCCUCAGACUCAGCCUUCAGUUCGCAGUCAGUCCGAGAUCCAGUCGCAGCUGAGACAGUACUAUGCUCCCCAGAUGCCAUCCUCGGAUGGUCCUGAUAAUGAUCUUGUCUAUUCGGGCGACAACUCGGUGGUGUCCAUCCUCCGUCAUCGCACUCAAGAUGCCAAUGGUUCCAUGGCCCGUGAGGUGGGCUCUGUUCUGGGGCUGCAAAACACCUACGGUAGUUACCCAUUCAUGGAAUUUAGGACACCUCAAGAUCGAUGGAAAGAACUUUUACGGAUCCUGCCGCAGCGCACGGAGUUGUUAAAAUUCUUCCAUUUCUAUCGUAUAUCAUCGUACCCGUUCAAUCCUAUAAUCAUAGAUAUUGAACGCUUCGAGCUAGAUGUCUGUUCGUACCUGACUGCCCUCGCGGCUGGGGAGUUGCAGGACGCCACUCGUAUUUCCGAACGCUGGGCCACUGAUCGGUCCGUCGGUCUCAUCAGUCUGCUCCUUGCGACAUUGGCUUCUGGUGCACAUUACUCUGAUCUGGAAUACGUCCAGCGAUCAGAACUAUGCCAGGAUUUUGCUAGGCGGUCUUUCCAGGCCCUUCGACUCGCCAACUUCCUUUUCCGCCCGACGAUGGACAUCAUCCAAACGCUUCUCAUCAUAGGGAAUACGCUUCAGAAUACUGGGCAGUCGGAUGCAGCAUGGGCCAUGUUAGGAACGACGGUCCGUCUCGCCCAGACACUGGGUCUCCACACUGAAAAGAGUGUCGCACACCUGCCAGACCAUUUAAAGUACAAAGCACGGCGGUUGUGGUUCACUGUCGUUUGGCAGGAUUGCCUGCUCUGCUUAUGCUACGAUCGCCCUCGGGUUGUCUCCAUAACCGGAUGGGCUCCAGAUUAUUCCAUCUUUUCCAGGACUGACUUGUCUUACACAGAAGCCAUGUAUUUCCUCUGCCGGAUUGCGCUGGGUAUGAUUACAACAGACGGCCCUGACGUACAGCAAACUGCGCAGCAGCUAGAUAUUCUGGCUAGUAUUGACAGUCUCUAUCAACACACCCAGCCACAUUUGCGAGACCGCCAAGAAUGCAAAACACUGCAGCACAACCUAGAACACAUGGCGUUGAAAAUGCACGUGUCUCUUGCCAUAUCCGUGUUGACUCGGCCAGCCCUGAAGCGCACUACAGUUCGCGACUCAUCCUAUGACAUUCUACGUACACGCGCCAAAUUUAGCUUGAUGGACGCGUCUAGGGCCUUUUUGGACUUUCAAGCGCUGAGUGUGGUCCCUCUUCGGAGCUGGUCAAUGGUCCACACCGUCCUCAGCUCCACUCUGCUCCUCUGCAUUUGGGAGGAGACGCGGAAUGAUCCUGAGUGCCGUGACUUGCAACAGAGGGUAAUUGAGGUCUUUUCGGCGGCAGGUUCAGGGGGCACCGCAGAAAGCUCGACGUCGGAGAACGGCCAAUGGUUAUCUGAACGACACAUACGGGCGUUAAUUACCCUGCGCAACGCGGUGCGGACGGCGGUAGACCGAGAAAAGGAGGACGGAAAUGUCGGGGCAGAACGCGCGGAACAGCUCGAGUCAUUUGUGCCCGCGUACGGGAUGCCGGACGGCCUCCCGGACGGUUUUGGCCAGGACUUUUCACCCGCAACCUACCUGGAUUCGAUCAUGAAUGUGCCGGUAUUUGAUUUGUCCAAGGAGUUGGACUUUAUGUGA
Aspergillus ibericus CBS 121593 is the source of this 1974-nucleotide messenger RNA. RefSeq names its product Zn(II)2Cys6 transcription factor. The record is from RefSeq and is a predicted model, not a curated record. Gene Ontology annotation, biological process: DNA-templated transcription; regulation of DNA-templated transcription. The coding region runs from base 1 to 1974 and encodes 657 amino acids. Gene Ontology annotation, molecular function: zinc ion binding; carboxy-lyase activity; DNA-binding transcription factor activity, RNA polymerase II-specific. Lineage: Eukaryota; Fungi; Ascomycota; Eurotiomycetes; Eurotiales; Aspergillaceae. The transcript is spliced from 6 exons.